GAACCCGGCAAGUCGUGGGCCUUCAUCCGGGGUCUGGGCUACCGCGGCGGCUCCCUCGUUUGCCGCCAGCCGGGACUCUACUUCGUCUACGCCAAGGUGCAGCUGGGCGCCCCUGGGUGCCCGACGCGCGCCGCCACCCUCCACGGCAUCCACAAACGAACGCCGCGUUACCCCCGUGUCCUUGACCUCUUGGUCAAUAAGGUGGUUUAUUGUCCCCAAGCCCAUGGGGUGCCCUGGGCCCGGCACAGCUUUUUGGGGGGACUCGUGCACCUCGAAACGGGGGACGAGGUUUUCACCCGGGUGCAGGCACCCGAGCUGGUGCGGGCGGUGGACGGCACCCGUUCCUAUUUUGGGAUGUUUAUGGUGUGA
Molecule: messenger RNA, 369 nt
Organism: Phaethon lepturus (White-tailed tropicbird)
Lineage: Eukaryota; Metazoa; Chordata; Aves; Phaethontiformes; Phaethontidae
Gene: TNFSF14
Product: tumor necrosis factor (ligand) superfamily, member 14
Exons: 1
Biological process (GO): immune response
Cellular component (GO): membrane
Molecular function (GO): tumor necrosis factor receptor binding
Source: RefSeq, a predicted model, not a curated record